AAACAAUGGCUGGACUCUGCUCCAUAACAGAGUCAACAGGGGAGCCAGUGAGGGCCUUAUAUCUAGUCCCCAAGGGGGAGGUCUGGGCUUGUUGGGGAGGAACUGGAGCUGAGAGGAGGUGCUGACAGGCAGAGUCCUGGACCUUGGGCAGCAAAAGGUGGGGUUUUGCAGUUUCCAUUUCCUUGAUUGGCAGUGGGGCCCUCCCACUCGGACAUUCCGGAAAGUGACAUGGGUAGGGUGGGUGGAGCGGGCAGCAGGUGCGAGAACACAGAUUGCGUAAAAGGCUGGAGGCUGUGAGGGGCAGGGGAAGGACGUGUGACCAGGCUCAGGUCUGGAGUUUCAGCUUGGCCAUCGAGCCAAGCAGACACGCAGCAGGAGCCAGGAGAGGCCACCCUGCCACCAGCCCCAGUUUCUCUCCUGUCUUCUGUCACCAUGGGGAGCAAACGCAGCCCCCAACUCUGCCUGGUACCCUUGAUCCUGGGCCUCUUGUCUGGAGGUGUGAGCAUGACGCCAUUGCCUGAGGCUGGGCCCCAGAGCCCCUGCUCUCUGGAGGGAGUAGAGAUCAAAGGUGGCUCCUUCCGGCUUCUCAAGGCGGGCCAGUCACUGGAGUACUUGUGUCCUUCUGGCUUCUACCCAUACCCUGUGCAGAUUCGUACCUGCAGAUCCACGGGAUCCUGGAGCACCCUGCAGACCCAAGACAAAAAGAUUGUCAAGAGGGCCGAAUGCAAAGCAAUUCGCUGUCCCAGACCGCAGGACUUUGAGAACGGGGAGUACUGGCCCCGGGCCCCCUACUACAAUUUGAGUGAUGAGAUCUCUUUCCACUGCUAUGAUGGUUACAAUCUCCGGGGCUCUGCCAAUCGCACCUGCCAGGCGACGGGUCGGUGGGACGGGGAAACGGCCAUCUGUGACGAUGGAGCGGGGUACUGCCUGAACCCGGGCAUCCCCAUUGGCACAAGGAAGGUGGGCAGCCAGUACCGCCUUGAAGACACUGUCACCUACUACUGCAGCCGGGGGCUCACCCUACGUGGCUCCAAGCAGCGAACAUGUCAGGAAGGUGGCUCUUGGAGUGGAACGGAGCCUUCUUGCCAAGACUCCUUUAUGUACGAUACUCCUGCAGAGGUGGCCGAAGCCUUCCUGUCUUCCCUGACAGAGACCAUAGAAGGAGUUGAUGCUGAGGAUGGGCACAGCCCAGGUUUGAAGAUAGAGAGGGGAGGCAGGGCAGGGAAUUGGGGGUGGGAGGAGGAUGGAGAAGGGGCAGGAGAACCAUGCCUCCUGGAGCCUGAGUGUCUCUCUUGGCACCCAGGGGAACAACAGAAGAGGAAGAUUAUCCUGGACCCCUCGGGCUCCAUGAACAUCUACCUGGUGCUGGAUGGAUCAGACAGCAUUGGGUCCCACAACUUCACAGGGGCCAAGAGGUGUCUCAGCAACUUCAUUGAGAAGGUGGCAAGUUAUGGGGUGAGGCCAAAAUAUGGUCUAGUGACAUAUGCCACAGACCCCAAAGUUUUGAUCAGAGUGUCUGACCCAAAGAGCAGCGAUGCAGACUGGGUCACAGAGCAGCUCAACCAAAUCAACUACGAAGACCACAAGUUGAGGGCAGGGACUAACACCAAGAAGGCUCUCCUGGAAGUAUACAACAUGAUGAGCAGGGAAGUGAACAAACUCCCUGAAGCCUGGAACCGCACCCGCCACGUCAUCCUCCUCAUGACUGAUGGCUUGCACAACAUGGGUGGGGAUCCAGUCUCUGUCAUUCACGAUAUCCGGGACUUGCUGGACAUUGGUAGAAAUCGCAAAAAGCCCAGGGAGGAUUAUCUGGACAUCUAUGUGUUUGGGGUUGGGCCUCUGGUGGACCAAGACAGCAUCAAUGCUUUGGCUUCCAAGAAGGAUAAGGAGCAACACGUGUUCAAACUCAAGGACAUAGAUAACCUGGAGGAUGUUUUCAUACAAAUGCUUGAUGAAACCCGGACUCUGGGUCUUUGCGGCAUGGUUUGGGAGCACAAGAAAGGUACUGACUAUCACAAGCAACCAUGGCAGGCCAAGAUCUCAGUCACUCGUCCUUUGAAGGGACACGAGAGCUGUAUGGGUGCUGUGGUGUCUGAGUACUUUGUGCUGACAGCGGCUCACUGUUUCACUGUGGAUGACGAGAAACACUCAGUCAAGGUCAGCGUGGGAGGGACGAAGCAGGAGUGCGAGAUAGAAGAAGUCCUAUUUCACCCAAACUACGACCUCAAUGCGAAAAAAGCAGAAGGUAUUCCUGAAUUUUAUGACUAUGACGUGGCCCUCAUCAAGCUCAAGAAGAAGCUCAAGUACAGUGAGACCAUCAGGCCCAUUUGUCUCCCCUGCACUGAGGGAUCGAAUCAAGCUUUGAGGCUUCCACAUUCAACCACGUGCCAGCAACAGAUGCAAGAGCUGCUCCCGGCAAAGGAUAUCAAAGCUCUGUUUGUGUCCGAGCUGUCUAAGGAUCAUAAGAAGACACUGAUUCGGAAGGAGGUCUACAUCAAGAAUGGGGAAAAGAAAACUGGCUGUGAGAGGGAUGCUCUACGUGCCAUAGGCUAUGACAAAGUCAAGGACGUCUCUGAAGUAGUCACCCCCAGGUUCCUUUGCACCGGAGGGGUGGCUCCCUAUGCUGACCCCAACACUUGCAAAGGUGAUUCUGGUGGUCCCCUGUUUAUUCACAAGAAGAGUCGCUUCAUUCAAGUUGGUGUGAUCAGCUGGGGCGUUGUGGACGUCUGCAAGGGGCAGCAACAGGUACCUGCUUACGCCCGAGACUUUCACAUCAACCUCUACCAAGUGCUGCCCUGGCUCAAGGAAAAACUCCAAGAUGAGGAUCUGGGUUUUCUAUAAGGGGUUUCCUGUUGGAAACGGGCAUG
Molecule: messenger RNA, 2867 nt
Organism: Aethalodelphis obliquidens (Pacific white-sided dolphin)
Lineage: Eukaryota; Metazoa; Chordata; Mammalia; Artiodactyla; Delphinidae
Gene: CFB
Product: complement factor B
Exons: 17
Coding region: 433-2841 (802 amino acids)
Biological process (GO): complement activation; response to bacterium; proteolysis
Cellular component (GO): extracellular exosome; extracellular region
Molecular function (GO): serine-type endopeptidase activity
Source: RefSeq, a predicted model, not a curated record